UCCCACUGUUCCUUGCGGCAGUCUCAGUCCAACACGCUCCAAGAUGUCUUGGUCGGCCCAAGACGGCGUUGACGACGAUUUCGUCCUCCACGGGCGGAAAACUCCCAUCAGGGACCACCCUGGUGGGUACUUCACAAACUCUCAAAAGACCAUCACAACCCGAGACCUGACCCAGAGUCGCACAUACGACCCCGGAAACUAUCGCCCCUCGUCAAAAACCGCUGCCAUGCGGACCUACAGAAGUGACCUCCGCAGGAGCCACAGCGAGGACGACCUUCGAAAGACGAAAGAAGAGAUGCUCCAAGACAUCUUUAGAGCAGAAGGACGGUCACUAAGUCCGUCGGUUUACGAGCUGGAAAAGUCGCUCACUGAUCUCAGGCUCGACCUGAGCGCUCUGAGUAACAGCGGCAGUUUUGGGAAGGGUCAGCUGAACAAGAGCGUGUCGUUCAGUGAUAAAGUUCAGGAGAAAAUCGUGCACAGCGACAGCGAAGACAGUGUGGACGAGGAGCUGCGUAGGUUGAUUGACAGGGAUGACGAGGAGGCGUCAACGGGAGAGAGGGGUGGCGGCGAUAUCCCGCGCCCGCUGAACUCCAAGAACGUGACCAGCCACGAGUACAAGUGGGUCAGCGACAAACCGGCGGCCGAACACGACAAGCAGUGGUACACCGAUCCCAAACACCUGACAUCCGAGGUGGGGUACUACCCGACCCUACAGGAAGGCGGCGUGCCUCCGCGGUCUGUAUCGCCCGUGAACAGAACAAUCGGGAGGUUCGGGUCAGAAAUUGCCGACAAAAGUCCUUUUGCGAGGGUCACGCCGGCAGACAUUGCAUCCAACGCGACAAGCUACCCCGUCAGGCUGCAAGCACCGUAUAUCAUCGGCGUGAAAUCGCUGAAACCGCCAAAGAUCCAGCCGAGACCGCAGUCGCCAAUCCGUGCCCUGUCGCCCGCGCUCCGUAUGGAACGUAUGAUGGAGGACGUCGAAGAAGAAAGGGGACGGUCAAGGUCACGGACAAGGACAUCAAUUCGGACGCGGUCCAUGUCACCUGCGUUAAGACAGAGCAGAGGUCGUUUACGAUCAAGGUCAAGCUCUCUAACACGAGGCCGUUCCCCGUCCCCGGCGUGGAAACCCGUCCUGAAGGUGAAAGAAGAGGCCCCCGUUUUUCUGGACACGUCUCCCAUGCCUCGCAAACCCCAGCGUAAGUUUUCCCCCAGACAAUCCAGGUCCAAGUCUAAAAAAUUCACGUGGAAUUCCACCACUCCAGUUCCAGAAAAGCCGAUGAAUGCAGACAGUGCACUUAAAGACAUCAGUAAACAGUUCCUCCAAUCUCUGGAGCCUGAAACAAGAAAAUACUUGUUGGAACAGUCCAUCAAGAACAACACGCCGCUAUUGGCUGAAGCCGACAAGCUGAGCGGGCGGACUGUGUCGGACUCACCGUGGGAGAAAGAGCUUGCUCGCUUGCGGUUAGAACGACUGAGGAUCGAGGAAGAACACCUGUUGGAGUUGAAAAGAGAAGAAGAGUUGGAGAGAAUCAGGGGACCGAUGCCCAAAUGCUGGCAUGGACCCAACAAACUGCCCAGCCCUGCCUGGUACGAGAUGAAGACAAGCCAGUUCCACUAUGAGGCCAAGAAGAACAACAAGUUGUUGAGGAACUCCGGACACUGGCAGGACAUGAUGGACUAUCGCCAGGAGCUGCUCAACGCUUCACGGGAGUUCAGUCAGAGUGUGGACCCUCAUGCCACCCUGGGCAUGGCUUUAUAACCUACUGUAUCAGUAGUUAUUCUAC
This is a messenger RNA of Branchiostoma belcheri (Belcher's lancelet), 1784 nucleotides long. RefSeq lists its product as uncharacterized. The coding region runs from base 44 to 1759 and encodes 571 amino acids. The transcript has 4 exons. The record is from RefSeq and is a predicted model, not a curated record. Lineage: Eukaryota; Metazoa; Chordata; Leptocardii; Amphioxiformes; Branchiostomatidae.